AUGUCACGCCCUACUGUGUCCAAGGCUCAGACCAGCUACCCCAUCUUUGCAGCCACAUUCGCCAAUAACAGACCUGGCAUUCUCGUAGUCGGCGGUGGUGGAGGCGCAGGCCGAUCUGGAGUAAAGAACCAAAUCACCGCAUUCGACUUCAGCUCGCGCGCACCCACCGUACAACCUAUCGCGGAAAUCGAAGCGAGCAAAGACGAUUCAAUAACGUGUCUGGACAACCUUUCAACAAAAGAUGGCCUGAUUCUGUUUGCCGGUAACAACAGCAGUGAAGAAAGCCGUUUAAAUGGCCGGAAUGAGCAUUUGCGCGCCUUUGAGCUGCAAUUACCGAAGAACAAAGGGCCAGGAGCAGAGAAGACAGACGGCAAACUAGAGUUUCUUAGCCAAACUACGCUCUUCACCACUCCUCAAUCGGACGGCGCAAGGAAAGAGGGCUACCAGCGGAUCAUCAGAUUAUCGCCACCACAGCGUGCAGCCUCGAGUACGCCCAACAGGCGGAUUGGAGCAAUUGCUUCCAGUCUUGCUGGCGAUGAAAACGAAGUAGUCAUCUUCAGCGCAACAUCCAACAAACCCACAAGCCAAAACAUAAUAACGCGAAUCACGCUAACCAAAGAGCAAGAGGCGAAUGAUCUGGACAUUUUCACGCAAGAACAAGGGCGGUUCCGGGUAGCCUAUGUGACUAACCAAGAGGUGUUUGUGCAGAAUGUGAACCAUGAUUUCGACAAGAAUAAAGCUAGAGAAAAGAGCGAGCACACUCAAGUCUACAUGAUACCGCAUGCUGAGAAAGGUACACGGAGCAAACUAAGAUGUGUACGGUGGCUCUCACCAAAGCAUCUACUACUCCUAUCAAACAAGCCUAAUCGGACCGGCGUUGAACUGUUGCUUUUGCAUUUGUACGAGCAGGGGCCAGGCAGUAUCGUUUUGCGCAAGACAAUGCCAAAGCAUGUCAAAGCUGCUACCGAUAUGGAUGUCUGCCUCCUGGACGCAGACGACGAAGGUGCAUAUCAGAUUGCGAUAGCUGUAGGGGCGAUCGAUAUCUCCUUGACGGUGUAUACGAUGGACUACCAUGGCCCGGCUAGGGACUCAUUGAGCUCAUUUCAUUCGUUUAACAAGUAUGAUAAUGUACAUGAUGUGCAAAUGACCAAAGUCAUCUUUUCGCCAUUUUACAAGCCCGACGUCUCUGCUGGCCGCCAGACGCCACCUCAGUAUAUCCGUCUAGCCAGCACUAGCCUUGGAAAUACGAUUAGCGUGGAAACGUUUCCACUCCAACAUGUAGGAUCACGUUAUGUGCUACAGACGGCACGUUCAAGGAACAUGUUCACGGCAGCAACUUAUCUGGCCGUAGCCAUGGUCGUUGCAGUAUUAGCUCUGUUGAUACAGUCACUUGUAGAUCCGGAAGGCGACCUAACAAAGGGUAUACUCCCGGUACGACUGCAGAAGGCAGCAAGCCAGCAGAAGACGUUUGGUGAAACGCUCCGCGAGAAACGCCACAACGCCAUCCUCAACAAUGCGGAUUCACCGGUCGUCAAGACAUCGCAGCGCAUCGCCGAUCUACUACACUUGCAUCUCCCUCACGUCCUAUCCGACACGGAACCAGCCAAUGCACCUGAACCGAAAGCUUUGGUAAUACACCACGACCAUGAAUCUGAAGGCACACUCAGUACAGAAGUGCACGCAGGGGACGAGGAAGUGUUGAAGAAGCAUGUGGCGGCGAGAAAGUGGGAUGAAUUGAGUGAAAAGGAAAGGAGGAUAUGGAGAGAGAAGCUAAGUGAGGCGGGCAUGUGGGCUGUGGGCGAGGGGGAAACAAUCCUAAAGUCCAUCUUCUUUGGACAGAUUGGCGGCGUAAUCGGACAUGUCGCCGAGGGUGUGCUUGCGGGCUAGAGAUGUGAUUACGGGCGUUACAAGUUAGAAGGGCGGACAGGCAGGGGUGAUACCAUAUGGAACUCUAACCUUACGCAAGGCGCGCGUUGAGUGGUUGUGUAUCAUAGUGAACGGACAGUGUCUC
Pyrenophora tritici-repentis Pt-1C-BFP is the source of this 2011-nucleotide messenger RNA. RefSeq lists its product as uncharacterized. Lineage: Eukaryota; Fungi; Ascomycota; Dothideomycetes; Pleosporales; Pleosporaceae. Gene Ontology annotation, molecular function: GTPase activator activity; protein binding; guanyl-nucleotide exchange factor activity. Gene Ontology annotation, cellular component: endoplasmic reticulum membrane. The record is from RefSeq and is a predicted model, not a curated record. Gene Ontology annotation, biological process: protein secretion.